[Torrubiella] hemipterigena is the source of this 4398-nucleotide messenger RNA. The record is from the annotation of a GenBank genome assembly. NCBI's taxonomy places the organism in Eukaryota, Fungi, Ascomycota, Sordariomycetes, Hypocreales, Clavicipitaceae.
GGAAGCCUCCGUCAACCUGGAUUCUGCCGCUACAACGGCCCUGUCGCCUUUCUUUUCUUACUUGCGAGCUGCCUCUGCUCCCCUUCUCCUCUUCCCUUUCUCACCACCAAAACCAGGCCAUCCUGUGGUUUUUAGUCUUUUGUCCAUCUUCAUUCCCCGUUUGGCCGCCUCUUUUAUUAUCUAGGCUUCAUUGUCCUCUCUGCGCUGCUGUCACGCUUGCGCGCCCCCCUCUCUCUCUCGCUCUUGUGCUGCUUGCUGUCUGCCCCAGUGCACUGCUGUUGCUGCUGGAGCUGCCACUGCCACUACUGGUGUUCUGUCACCGCUGCUGCUGCUGCUGCCCCAUCGCCUUGCGCGGGUUUUGGCGCCCCUGCCUGUUGCACCACACCACACCACACGCCCCCAAUACAAAGCAACCAACCUGCCCGCUGCCCGCAUUCACGCCGGCCGCCAUUCUUCCUUCAUCCACCAUCCAACCCGGUCGAGGAGAGCUUCCUCACACUUCUCCCUUGCUACCAUCCAAUAUACAGCACCGGAAUAUGAGCCUCGAAUAGCCCGGCGCUCUGCUCGCAUCUCUCCAAGUCUACCGCGCUCCUCAUCUCCACUCCCGAUCGAGCUGGCCUUUGCGCAUGCGCUCUCGGGAUCGUCUGCCUCUGCUUCGCCUACGCCUCGAUUUGUAGUAGGUUUGUGUGCUGAGGUUCCCUGUCGGCGCGCAAAACAAUUCGCCAUCGAGAUUCGAUCCUCCUCCGCCGUAUAAUCUCCGCCAGUGCUGUCGCCGAGACGCCUGCUGCUCAUGCUCCUCCUCCUCUCGCCUCCCGACUCCCGAUUCCAAUCACACCUCUAGACUUCACUCUACAUACAGCAGCUUAUACGUCUCUCCUCGCCUGUACCAUUCCCCUCUGUUCGCGUUAUAGAUUCGUCACAUCCGACUUUGUUUUUUGCAACCCUUUUAGAUCAUCGUGUAUCUUAGCCAGCAAAGGCGCCAUCUCUCUCGAGACUUCAUCGCCCACCUCAACCAUAUUCAACAACACACACACACACUACCCAACACAAGAAUCCGCCAUUUGUGCACCGCAAAUUGAUCCCCAGAGCACAGUCUACUGAACAUGAGUUUUGAUCCCGCAAAGAGAUCGCAACCGUCUAAAUCCGCUUCGGGCUCCUUGCUCGCGGUUGCCACAGGAAACCCAAACCUCCACCUCGAAAAACUAGGCAUCAGAACAUCAACCCCCGACUCCGAGGCGCUUGUCAGCUCUGACGACGAAGGAGAGCAUCGCCAAGAAGCCUCCUCUGCCGCCCCUCAGCCACCAAAGCCAGUUCGACGAUCUUCGUGGCUCAACGAUACCUCCAUCCAUCCCGUUCCACGACCUAGAAAGGGUUCAUUUGCGAGCAACUCCGUCUCCUCCCCAACCACAUCUCACCCAAGCACUCCCUCUGGAGAAAACGGCCCAGUGCACUGGAAUACAUCGUCCACCAUGAACCGCAACCAAGCCCCUGGUUUCUCCUGGGGAACCGGUAUCUGGAACAAUGAUCGCAGAGACGCUCCAGCAAGACUGGGCGAAGUGCUGCCCUCUCCAACCUCGCUUGUUCCCCCAGGCGGCGCUGGCAACUCCUUCUUCGGUUCUGAUGCAGCUGGUACCCAGACGUCGCCUUCUCGAGAAUCCGGAAACAAUGCCCAGAUCCCAUUUGCCAUUCCUCUCCAUCCGACACCCAAAACAUACCGAUCCCAGUCAUACUCUGUUGGCCAAAUGGAGGCCGAGCUUCCGCCACCAGGCGGCAUGACCUCGGCAGCCGUUCCAGGACGAGCCAGAUACCCUGCUCUACAGCAUCGCCCAUCUCGGCCCAGUAUGCUAAGCGAAAUGGCCAACGAAGGAUCCAUGUUGGGCAAGGUCAAGGAAGUCGAGGACGACGAAGACGAGGAAGAGAGCCCUUCUGGCUCUAUGCAUAAUUCCUUCCACCAGUCAGCAGAGUCCAAGACGAUUGAAAUGCUCACCCGAGAAAACGCCAUGUUGCGCCAACAGCAACAGCAGCUCAAUGCACGCAUACGACCCCGCGCUGCUACCGGUUCGUCCUUUGUUGGCAAUGGAUACCCUACGGUUCCGGAAGAGUCAGACUAUGCUGUUGAUGAGCUCGACGAGAAUCACGACGGCGCGGAUUACCUCGCUAGACGCGGAUCCCAGCGACGCAUGAGCGAAUACGGUGCGAGCCAUUAUCGAACGCCCCUGGGCAUGGACAAGACCAAAAUUGCGGACAAUCCAAAUCUGAAGAAGGCUCUCUGGUCUAGCUCUCCAGGACUCUUUGGAGGUGAUGCUUCGCAAAGUCGCCGACACUCGUUUGCCAACAUGCCCACUCGCCAGGGUUCCAUCAGUUCUGUUGCCGACUCUGUUGCCAAUCUUAAUAUAUCGGAGGAUUCGCAAUCGCCUCAGUCUUAUGGACCAGGAGGAUACCCAGAGGUUCCUAACCUGAGCGCAGCCAAUGCAGCAUACUUCAACCCUGGAAGCGUUGCCAGCAACCCCCAGCACCUUGCCAACACCCUCCCGCCAAACUACGGCGCACAGCCCCAGUUCACUAACCGCCCUGCCUCGCCUCAUCGCGGAGCAUAUGGUCUCACGCAACCCCGACCUAACCAGCUUCUCCAUGUCGUGCUAUUCAAGUGCGCCCGCGCUGACGUCUUUUACAUUCACGAAGGUACCGGACUCACCGUCAAGCCUGGAGACCUGGUCAUCGUCGAAGCGGACCGCGGUACCGAUCUGGGAACAGUUGCAAAGGACAACGUGGACUGGCAGACUGCAAAGGAUCUGAAGGAGCAUUACGCCGAGGAACAAUACAAAUGGCUCAUGAUGUACUCCCAAGGAGCUGCGGCUGCCCAAGACGGUCCUGGUAGCGGGCUCCUUGCUGCGGCAAGCCUUCCUGGAAGUGCCAUUGGCGGCAUGGGCCCAGCUAACCAGCAGCAUAUGCAGGAACCGGCCAACGGGGAGCUACGUCCGAAAAUGAUCAAGCGCCUGGCGCAGCAGCAUGAAAUUCAAGCGUUGCGUGACAAGGAAGGCCAAGAGGCCAAGGCAAAGCGCAUGUGCAUGCAAAAGGUCAAGGAACAUGGCUUGAACAUGGAGAUUCUUGAUGCCGAAUUCCAAAUGGACUGGAAGAAGCUCACCUUUUACUACUUUGCCGAUGCCUACAUCAAUUUCAACUCGCUUGUGACUGACCUCUUCAAAAUCUACAAGACGAGAAUCUGGAUGUCAGCCAUCAACCCGGCAUCAUUUGCCAGCCCAACGCUGGGCAUCCAGGCUCCGAGUGGUGUUGGCCCUGGUGCUGUUGGUGUUCGCGGCUCUGGCGGCGAACGUCGCCAGAAUGCCACCCCGCAAGAGCAUCAAGGAAACCCUGGGCCCGGAUUCGCUCCCAACAAUGGUGGCCGUGGCUAUCGUCAGGGCUUUCAGCAGCCCAUGUCAGCUGAGAGAAACGCUGUAUCCCCAGUAUCGGGACCACCCUUUCCUCCGUCCAACUAUGCCUUUGGCCCUGGAGCCGGAUAUGGCGGUCCAGGCCCCAGACACCAAGGGCCAUACGGUGCUAAUCCAUCGCCAACCGACCCAUACUCACCUCAAGGCUUCCAACACGGCGGUGACUUCCAUGCCAUGCGCCAGAGGUUCGGCCCAGGCCAAGCUGGCCCAGGCAAUCCUCACCCUCAUGCCCAACGACUCUCGCCCAUCUCCCCUCAGGGCGACUGGAAUCCGGCAUUCCAGGGGCUAUCCUUAAACACACACUGACUAUCAACAGGUCUGCCCAGCAAAGCUGACGGCAGACAUCACGACUCCAAUGUUAACGACGACGAAAAGAAAUAAAAAAAAUAAGAGAGAAACUUCGGCCCAAAGAGAGAAUAAGAUAGACACAGGGAUUCGGAAUGAAUUUGAUAAAGAUGGUAUUUUUUGAUUUUUCUUGUAAAGAUUCGGCACAACUUUUUGUUGUUAUUUCGGGCGGCACCUUUCGGCACUUUGCGAUGCAAUAUCUGUUGAGCGUUUGAUAAGAUCUGCUUUUUCUUUUUUUCCUUUUCUUCGCCAGGAGUUGUUCCCAGACUGCGGCUGCCUCGUGGGCAUGGCUUUUGAUUUAACUCAUUCUUCUGGCGCACAAACUGGCCUCGUUUUGCUGCUUUUUGUACCUUGCUAGACUACUGGUCGAUAGACUGGUUGGCGAGGGAUGCUGUUUUAUUCUUGAAGACUCUAAGAACGGAGCACAGUCACGACUUUGAUUUUGAGAAACCACUUUUGGUGUGUAUGGUUUGAUAGCCCAAUUUGCUUACAAGGAUAGAAUGAGAUUUGUUUGUCUGUUUGUUUUAUUUGCUAUCAAGUCUGGACACUUGUUUUUCGUCGCCCAUUGCUCAUACACGUAACGUAAUAUAACUAUUUGAUACAU